Hyla sarda is the source of this 1267-nucleotide messenger RNA. RefSeq names its product membrane associated ring-CH-type finger 11 (gene MARCHF11). The coding region runs from base 391 to 1242 and encodes 283 amino acids. Lineage: Eukaryota; Metazoa; Chordata; Amphibia; Anura; Hylidae. The transcript has 4 exons. Gene Ontology annotation, biological process: protein ubiquitination. Gene Ontology annotation, molecular function: zinc ion binding; ubiquitin-protein transferase activity. The record is from RefSeq and is a predicted model, not a curated record.
AGACUUCAUAAUGCUGAUACCCCCAUAUAUACGGCACAGAUAAGGGGUUGUACUAUUGUACUAGAAAUGCAGUGUGUGUCUGGCAGCAUGCUGAUGGCGGGAGUCCUCUACGUGCUUUCUAUGAGACCGGGGCUCCUCUUCUAGGUGACGGGUAUAGCGGUAACAUAUACUGUAGACUGUACUGUAUAUAGGGCUCCACGUAUAGAGCGGCUGGUGUGAGCUCCAUAGUGAGCGGUGUUCUUGCCGAGCGUCAGUCUCCUCCUCCUCAUGUCUCCAGCAGAUGAGCUGCAGCCUCCGCCAGUGAUGGAGCCGGACACACAGUGACCCUUCACCGCUCCCUGGUGCCCGCACACAUCUGCCGCACACCCAUACCGGGCACCUGAGGUCGGGAUGCAGGAGGAGCGGGCGGCUGACAAGCCUGAGGACGAGCCGGGGGAUGGUAAACAAGAGCCGGGGGAGGAGGGCACAGCCGCUCACCCAGACACCAGGACGGACUCGGACAGUGUGGAAAGCGGUGAUACCCCGAGCCCGCCGACCUGCAAGAUCUGCUUCCAGGGGCCCGAGCAGGGUGAGUUACUCAAUCCUUGCCGCUGUGAUGGAUCUGUGAGAUAUACACAUCAGCUUUGCUUAUUAAAAUGGAUUAGUGAGAGAGGAGCGUGGACCUGUGAACUAUGCUGCUAUAGAUAUCAUGUCAUAGCUAUUAAAAUGAAGAAACCUUGUCAGUGGCAGCGCAUUACGGUUACACUGGUGGAAAAGGUUCAAAUGAUCGCAGUCAUUCUUGGAUCAUUAUUCCUAGUGUCGAGUGUGACGUGGCUUCUGUGGUCAGCCUUUAGCCCUUAUGCCGUAUGGCAAAGAAGGGAUAUCCUUUUUCAAAUCUGCUAUGGCAUGUAUGGUUUUAUGGACCUGGUAUGUAUAGGUUUAAUUAUCCACGAAGGAGCAGCUGUUUAUAAGGUCUUCAGGAGAUGGAGAGCUGUCAACUUGCAUUGGGAUGUGUUAAAUUACGACAAAGCAACAGACAUAGAAGAAAGCAGCCGUGCAGUGCCUUCAACCAGCAGGACAUUGUGGCUACCAUUAACUGCAUUCCGACCUAGGACCUUGGUUCAUUCUACACGAUUAAGCUCUCCCAGAUUGCAGUGUGGAUAUGUAUUACUACAUUUGUUUAACAGAAUGAGAACUCCUCCAGAAGACUCCAUAGAGGACAGUACGUCUGGUGAGGUUGUAAUGAGAGUGACCUCUGUAUAAGGAGUUGGGAUGACCACAAACAUUC